Molecule: messenger RNA, 3187 nt
Organism: Durio zibethinus
Lineage: Eukaryota; Viridiplantae; Streptophyta; Magnoliopsida; Malvales; Malvaceae
Product: transport inhibitor response 1-like protein
Biological process (GO): SCF-dependent proteasomal ubiquitin-dependent protein catabolic process
Cellular component (GO): SCF ubiquitin ligase complex
Molecular function (GO): protein binding
Source: RefSeq, a predicted model, not a curated record
AAUAAAAAGACAAAAGCUUGUAAAAACGAAAAAACCCCCAAAUAAUGGAGAAGUGUGGAGAGCCAUUGGAUAUUGCAGGUGAAAGAGAGAGAAGAAUGGAGAAUCCCAAUGCUCAGAAGAAAGAGAGAAGACAAAGACAGCACAGUCCACUGUUCACUCUCCCUUCUUUCUCUCUCUUUCUCUGACCAAUUAAACUUUAAAUUACUUAUCUUUCCACUCUCCUUCUCUCUCUAUAUAUUUAUAUAUAUAUUUCUCUAUCUUUCCCUUCUGAGUUUCCCCCCACUCUCCCUCGAUUUCCUCUCUUACCUAAACGCCCAAAAAAGAGAACUUUAAUUUAUAGUAUUUUCAUUUUCUCAUUUCCUUGCAUUUAAGCCAUGUUCCCAUGAUCUAAGAAACCCAAAUCUCAAUCUCAUCAAUCAACAAAACCCAACCCAAAAAGAAAGGAAGGGAAGAUCGCCCUCUAGAUCACAAAGGCCGCGCGUGUGGUACCAACUCGCCUUCUUUUUCUUUUGUUUUCUCUCAUGAGACAUAACGAGGCGGAGCAAAUGUCUGAGGACGAUGGGAGGCAGCAAUCUCCGCCGUCAGAUCUUGAGUUCACUUCCAAUAAGGCACGAAACUGUAUCGCUACCGGGUCUGGGUCGGGUCACCCGGAGUUACAGUCUCAGUACCCGGACCAGGUUCUGGAGAACGUGUUGGAAAACGUGCUCCACUUCCUGAUAUCGAGGCAGGAUCGAAACGCCGCCUCAUUGGUGUGCAAGGCUUGGUACCGAGUUGAGGCACUGACGCGAUCCGAGCUGUUCAUAGGGAACUGCUAUUCGGUGGCGCCGGGUCGGGCCACCGCCAGGUUCACCAGGGUGAGGGCUCUUCACCUGAAAGGGAAGCCCAGGUUCGCGGAUUUUAACCUGAUGCCGCUCAAUUGGGGGGCCCACUUCAAUCCUUGGGUGCUGGCGAUGGCCAAGGCUUACCCUUGGCUGGAGAAAGUUUACCUGAAGCGCAUGUUCGUGACGGAUUAUGAUCUGGGAACGCUGGCCGAGUCGUUUUCAGGGUUUAAGGAGCUCGUUCUCGUUUGCUGUGAUGGGUUUGGAACUAGUGGUCUGUCUAUUUUUGUUACCAAGUGCAGACAGCUUAGGGUGCUUGAUCUGAUCGAGUCUGAGGUUACAGAUGAUGAGACAGAUUGGAUAUCCAGUUUUCCUGAUGGUGAAUCGCAUCUUGAGUCAUUGAUAUUUGAUUGUGUAGAAUGCCCAAUAAAUUUUGACGCAUUGGAAAGGCUGGUGGCUAGAUCUCCUUCACUUAAGAAGCUGAGGCUGAAUCGAUAUGUUUCAAUUGGGCAGCUAUAUCGCCUGUUGACUCGAGCUCCACAGCUCACACACCUUGGGACUGGGUCGUUUAGCCCAUCUGAGGUUGCAGGGCAAGCUGAUCAGGAACCAGAUUAUGCAACCGCAUUUGCUGCCUGCAGAUCCUUAGUUUGUCUCUCUGGGUUUAGGGAAAUAAUUCCAGAUUACCUGCAUGCAAUUUACCCUGUUUGUGCAAAUCUAACGUCUCUGAAUUUCAGCUAUGCCAACAUCACCGCAGAACAGCUCAAGCCAAUUAUAAGCAAUUGUCCCAAGCUCCAGGUUUUCUGGGUCCUUGAUUCAAUAUGUGAUGAAGGACUUCAAGCAGUUGCUGCAACAUGCAAGGAAUUACGCGAGCUUCGGGUUUUUCCUGUUGAUGCUCGGGAGGAUAGUGACGGCCCUGUUUCUGAAGUCGGCCUCCAGGCUAUUUCUGAGGGUUGUCGGAAAUUGCAAUCUAUACUGUAUUUUUGCCAGCGGAUGACUAAUGCAGCUGUUGUAGCAAUGUCUGAGAACUGUCCAGAUCUUGUUGUUUUCCGGCUAUGCAUAAUGGGGCGGCACAGGCCUGAUUCUGUGACUGGAGAACCUAUGGAUGAUGGUUUUGGAGCCAUUGUUAUGAAUUGUAAGAAGCUCACUCGCCUUGCUGUAUCUGGUUUGCUGACAGAUAAAGCUUUUGACUAUAUUGGAAAAUAUGGGAAAUUGGUCCGUACAUUGUCAGUGGCUUUUGCUGGAAAUAGUGACAUGGGAUUGAAAUAUGUGCUCGAGGGCUGUCCGCAAUUGCAGAAGCUUGAGAUUAGAGAUAGUCCAUUUGGAGAUGCAGCUCUGCGUUCUGGUUUGCAUCACUAUUACAACAUGAGGUUCUUAUGGAUGUCCUCAUGUAAACUAACUCACCAAGGUUGCCGGGAGAUUGCUCGUGCUAUGCCUCGCCUGGUGGUUGAAGUGAUUAGAUCUGCUGAUGAGGAGGAGAUGGAUGACCUUGUUCAAACGUUGUACAUGUAUCGGUCUCUUGAAGGGCCUAGACUUGAUGCACCAAAAUUCGUCACCAUCUUGUAGGCAAAUGUGGUGCAAGAAGCUGUUUCAAUUAUUCUCAUUGUGGAUACCAAGCAAGUUUAAACUGUUUCACGGGGAAUUUUGAUAUGGUGGGUAUCUUUUAAAUAACCCACAGCAAGGUCCCUGCUACCCCAGUCAAGCAAAGUUGGGUAUAUAGCUUCUGCUUCAGGCUUGGGCUGUUAUAUUGGCAUUGAAAGCAGAACCCCAGUGAGGGACAACAGUCCAUCUUUACUUUGGUUCUUUUGAAGGACUUUGGAUAAGGGAGACUAGUGUAGAAAAGGAUGUCUGUAUAAGUUAUCGGAUCGUUGGAUGUUCUAGCGGUACGCAUUUAAACUUUACGUUUCAUUUUGUUUUCAUAUUCAUUUUAUCAUAAUCGAAGGUAGCCAGAAGAGAAGGGAGGAGGGGUUAUCGAACUAUAUGGAGGGGCAAUGAUAUAUGUGUUUUUGGGCCAAAUUGCGUUAUCCUUUGAUGAAGAGAUGAGAUGAUUGUUGAAUAAUCGGAGAUUUAGAGAUCAAGAUGGGUGGAUCUCUUUUUCCAUGCUUGCAGCAAAGAAGCAUAGGCAGAAGUAUUUAUCCACUCUCUUAAAGAUGAUUUUCACAUUUGGAUUAAAAUUGUAGUUUUUGAGUUGUAGCUUUAUGAGAGUUAAAAUCCCAGACUUGCACAUCUCUCUCUCUCUCUCUCUCUCCAUGUUUGUUAUUUUCAGAUGUGUUGUGGUAGCACCUGACUGUUGAAUUUAUUAAUGUUAUUGUUAGAAAUGUGAGAAGGGUAAUAAAUGCCAAAUAUGCAUAUGGAUGGACCGUAAACUUUAG